AUGCAAGCAUGUACCAUAUUUCCCGGGAUGCUCGUUGCUUUUUUCGAGACCGGCCCGUUUAUUCGGGUCGUGGUUGCGGGUCUCGGGUCGGGUUUGGAGCUCCAUAUGAUGGCGGUUACGGGUUUGGCUCUCGUGGCAUCGGUUAAUGAAGGGAUAUACGGGUUUGAUGCUAUCCGGGUCGGGUCGGGUUUGAUGGAGGGAAAACGGGUAUGCGGGUGGGUUUUGUCCGGGUUGUUUGUUUUGUUUUCGGGUUUUAUACGUGGCACGAUGGAGGUGGAGAUGGCGAUGGACAGUUGGGAUUUCGAGAGAGUUAUUGAAUCGACAGUUGUGGUUAAAUUGUUGUGGGAUAAUGUGGUUUUGAUUUUUUUGUAUGCUUUGGUGGUUCAAUGGAGUUUUGUGGUUACCACUGUUUUUUAUUUUGAUCUUAAGAAAAGAGAUUCCGUUAAAAGUGAAAGAGAUAGUGAAAUUAGUUUAGGUUGA
Messenger RNA from Lycium ferocissimum, 480 nucleotides. RefSeq lists its product as uncharacterized. The record is from RefSeq and is a predicted model, not a curated record. The coding region runs from base 1 to 480 and encodes 159 amino acids. The transcript has a single exon. Lineage: Eukaryota; Viridiplantae; Streptophyta; Magnoliopsida; Solanales; Solanaceae.